Girardinichthys multiradiatus is the source of this 5109-nucleotide messenger RNA. It is a transcript of the gene pcf11, whose product is annotated as PCF11 cleavage and polyadenylation factor subunit. The record is from RefSeq and is a predicted model, not a curated record. Gene Ontology annotation, molecular function: RNA polymerase II complex binding; mRNA binding. Bases 132 to 4781 code for a protein of 1549 amino acids. Gene Ontology annotation, cellular component: cytoplasm; mRNA cleavage factor complex. Lineage: Eukaryota; Metazoa; Chordata; Actinopteri; Cyprinodontiformes; Goodeidae. Gene Ontology annotation, biological process: termination of RNA polymerase II transcription. The transcript has 17 exons.
CCCGUAGCUGCAGUCGCCAUUUUCUUGUCAUCGAAAACGAACCAAGAAGAGUAACUGACGACGGCGGAAAAAUCCUCGAACCGGGUUGUAGUUCUUCGUGGUUUUGGCCCAGCAGUUAUCUUCAUGAAUUAAUGGACUGUCUGCUGCUACGUGGUAAUGGUAUCGGUCCGGCUGCUGUAGGUUUGUCCGGGUCUCUGAGCUGGAAGAUGGAGGACCAGGCGGCCAGGGAAGACGCCUGCAGGGAGUACCAGUCCUCGCUAGAAGACCUGACGUUCAACAGCAAACCACACAUCAACAUGCUCACCAUCCUGGCCGAAGAGAACACCCAGUUCGCCAAGGAUAUCGUGGCUAUUAUUGAAGCUCAAAUCAGCAAGGCCCCGGCCGCCGAGAAGCUCCCAGUUUUGUACUUAGUGGAUUCCAUAGUGAAGAAUGUUGGAGGAGAAUACCUUGCAGUGUUUGCUAAAAACCUAAUCCCUUCAUUUAUUUGUGUCUUUGAAAAGGUGGAUGAAAACACUAGAAAGAGCCUGUUCAAGCUGCGCUCCACCUGGGAUGAAGUGUUCCCCCUGAAGAAGCUGUAUGCCCUGGAUGUUCGGGUCAACUCUCUGGACCCGGCAUGGCCCAUCAAGCCGCUGCCGCCCAACAUCAACUCCAGCAUCCACGUCAACCCCAGGUUUCUAAAGCAGUCUGAGGAGAAGGCCUCUCCACAGCCGGUCCCAGCCAAGCCUGCACCCGUGGCCCCGGCCCCUCAGGUGGCCCCGGCCACCACCCCAUCCAGCCUGACCCAGGAACAGCUGAUCCGACAGCAGUUGUUGGCCAAACAGAAGCAGCUUCUUGAGCUCCAACAGAAGAAGAUCGAGCUGGAGCUAGAGCAGACCAAAGCACAGCUGGUAGGACAGGGCGGAUUGGUGAUGCCACCAUCAUCUACGGUGCCCACUCCGGCAGAAUCCAGCACUGCACAGAGACCCGGCAACCAAAAUCCUCCAGGUAUCCGGCCCUGGAUCCCUCCCCAGCCUCCGACCGACUCAAAAUCAUCUACCAGAGAUCCCCGUCUGAACCGCAGCGGCCCCCCAGGUUUGCCCCAUCUCAAAGAACACCCAACUGCCAAGAGGGAGAGCCCCCAUCCACCUGGGGGCCCUGUUGUCACCACAGAGAAGAAGGUGCUGGAGAAAUCCCCCCGGCUGGACAAGGCCAGGACCCCCAGGAAAGAUGUUUUAGAAGACAAGUUAAAGUCAAAGUCUCCAUCUCCACUGGCCAAAGGGUUGCAAAGUAAAAGCAAACAGGCAGAGGUUGAGAACCCAAAAUCCAUCGAGGCCAUAAAGAAGGACCCCAGGCUCAAGAAGCGACUGCAGGAGAAGACGGGAGAGGUCAAAGAUGACGAGCUAAAGGAGAAGAAACGAUGCAUCGACAAGAAGGAACGAGAGGAGGCUUCACGGAGACCAGAGCUUCUGAGGUCCAACAAAGCCAAGUCAGUAAACGGCUUGAUGGCCAAACACGACUACAUGGAAUCCAGCGACAAGGCCGACCUCAAAGCCGGAGGCAACGGCCGCAGGAAACGCACCUGCUCACGGUCCCGCUCACGGUCCCCCGCUGUCUCCCCAAAAAGGAAGGAUCGGCGUUCACCCAAAAGCCACACCCGGAGCAGCUCCCUGUCCCCGUCUCACAAGCCCGGAAAACCCCGGAGGGUCCGCGGUGACGACCCACAGCAUGGCAAACUGGGUCGAGAAGACAGGCCUGCCCCUAAAAAGAUUCAGUCAGAGAGCAGGAGGCCGAAGAGGCCGCAGGAGGACCGUCAGUCCAGGGAGUCUCAUUCCCCACGAGGUCAUGACAGCGGAGGCAAGGAGACGAAGGAGUCUCUUCACCGCUGGAGGAGCGGCUGGGAGGAGAACAAACACAUGAAGCUGCCGGAGGACUCCCACACAAAGUCUGGACCUCCGAGACACAAACCACACAGCACCCCAACUCGUCCCAGCACCCCCAGAAACCAGAAGAUUCGCCUCAGUGUGGAUGCCAACCUGCAGAUACCUGAAGUCCUCAACUCCGCCUCCAAGAAGGACCUGCUGAGGAGGGCCAGCAAGCGUCUGGAGAGCGGGGAGAUUUCCCAGGAGGACUUCCUGAACAUGGCCCACCAAAUCAAACAUUUCUUCCAGUAUCAGGAGGAGAAGCAGCAGCGCUCGGAGAACUGGGAGGACCCUGGAGAUUUCUCCAUUAAGAAGCAGUCUCUGCUGAACACACCCCAUGAAGCCAUGGACGCCGCAGAGCUGUCAUACUAUGAGCACAAGUCCAAGCUGAGGAAGACGCAGGUCAACCACAGAGUCACAGGCGAUGAUGGGCAGGAGACUUCAGAGGAUGGUGGGGAAAUAAGACAAGGCGAGAAGCUGGGAGGUAGCCGGAGCGCCGGACACCCUUCGUUGCACGCGUACAGUCGACCGCUGCAAGACCGAACAGGAGAAAGGAGGAGCAAGGAGCGAGAUGAACCGCGACCCCCGCUUGCCCCCAUGGUUGAAGAGUACAACCAUGGUAAAGAGUUCCCCAAGCUGAAGUCUCUUCCAGGUCUCCGCUUCAGGAGGAGAGUGGACCCCGGAGAGUCCAGUGAACGGGAGUGGACCUCGCCGCUGACAGAGCGGCAGCUUUACGAUGAACGUGAGGAGCACAAGAGCGGCUAUGAUGCUCCACGGAGAUACUGCCCGGCUGACACACGCAGGCAGGAUGGACCCUCUCCUUCUACCGGGGCCCACAGGAGCUCUCCGGCUCCAGUCGGAUUGGAGGCUCCGGCCCCUCGCUUUGAACGGGAACGCCUGUCGCCUCUGCAUCAGAAAGACUUGGCAGACAUGAGUCCAGUCCCUCGUUUUGAAAGUCCCAACAGUGAACACUCGGACGAGGGGCCCAUCGAUGUCCCCCCUCCACAUCCUCCUCAUGAAGGAGGACACCCUCCCUCACGUUACAGCGGCCCCAGUCACAUGGGCCCCUCCAGGCCACACCACCCGGGCUGGUAUGAAGGCGGGGGCCCUGGGCGUUUUGAGGAGCCACAAUUUGAUGGCCCUCACCACCCAGGGCCCGGCAGGUUUGAUGGUGGGGAGCCGCCUCAUCAUAACCUGUCCGAAAGGACUGAGAGCUCUGGGCCCCAUGAGGGACUCCGAAUGGUAAUGAGAGGAGGAGGAGAUGGAAUAGGACCGCUUGAAGGGCCUCCACAGGGACCCAACAGGUUUGGUGGCCCUAUAGGCCAACAGCAGCCAGUUAGGUUUGAGGGACAAAUGGGGGGCCCUGGUCACUUGGAGGGCCCACUGCAGCGUUUUGAUGGGCCAGGGCACUUCAAUAAUAUGGGUCCUGGUCCAAUGGGCUUCCAGCAGCAGCGGUCCCUCCGCUUUGAAGGCCCCAAUAAUCAGAUGGGUCCAAUAAGGUUCGAUGGCCCCAGUCGCUUUGAGGGUCCUGGACCAGGUCCCAGGUUUGACGUACCUGGUGGGCCCCAUCAGCCUGGGCCCCCACGCUUUGAUUACCCUCCUGGCCAGCAGGGGCCCCCCAGGUUUCCUCCGCAACCCAACCUUCAGCUCCCUAUGCAGCCGAUGGCCCCACCCAUCUACGACAACCCCAUAACCCCCCAGCAGAACUUUGGCAUGGCCCCCCAGCGGUUCCCAGAGCCUAUGAACCCACAGUUCCCUCCCGGACCAAACAUGCUGCCGGCAGGAAACUUCAGCAUGCAGCCAGCACCAUUCAGCCAACCGGGCCCCGGUCCCUUCUACAACCCUGCAGCUCCUGCCAUUGGCAUGCAGCAGCCGGUGAACAUGAUGGGAAACAUGAACCAGUCCUUCCUUCCUCAGAACCCAGUGCCUUUCGGACAGCAGACUCCUCAGGUCGCCCCUCAAGAGAACCACUUCGGUCAGGUUGAUGUCAACGACCUGCUGUCCAAACUGAUCUCCAACGGAAUCAUCAAACCGCCGUCGCAGACGGACUCUUCGCAGACCGCCAGUGAAACGUCUUCCACGGUACCUGCUCCAGCCGGACCUGUGGAGGAGGAGGAAGAGGAGGAGCCGGAGGUGGAGGAGGAGGAAGACCUGCCAGACCUCACCAGUUUCAGCGUUGAGAACAUGAAGCAGCGGUAUGAGAGCGUGGUGACCAAGCUGUACUCAGGGAAUCAGUGCUGCCUCUGCAGCAUGCGCUUCACCACCACCCAGACCGACAUGUACGCCGACCACCUGGACUGGCACUUCAGGCAGAACCACGCUGGGAAGGUGGCCAGCAAGAAGGUGACACACCGGCGCUGGUACUACAGCCUGACGGACUGGAUCGAGUUUGAGGAGAUCGCGGACCUGGAGGAGCGAGCCAAGAGUCAGUUCUUCGAGAAGGAGAACGAAGAGGAGGUGCAGAAGAACCAGGCGGCCGCCAAGGAGAAGGAGUUCCAGAGCGUCCGAGCCACCAAGGACCAAGUGGGAGAGUUGUGUGAAAUCUGCCAGGAGCCGUUUGAGACCUACUGGGUGGAGGAAGAGGAGGACUGGUUCCUGAAGAACGCCGUCAGAGUUGAUGACAAGAACUUCCACCCCGCCUGCUUCGAGGAUUAUAAAAAUACGUCUUCCUACCUGGACGUGACUCCGUCUCCCAGCAGGCUGCUGACGGAGCACCCGCUGGGCGCCUUGGUGAAGACCGAAGAGGAGGAAGAGGAGGUCACUUCCUGUGAGGUGAAGCAGGAAGUUCAGAGUGAUCCCUGCUGUGUUGCACAGCAGGAGGAGCCAGGUUCUACGGCUCAGGAGGUUUCAGCGGACUCUGCUCAGUCCGAGGACAAAGCGUGACGUGGCGCUCCUCUUCGUCCCAGCGGGUCGAAGGUUUUUACGACUUAAAUACAUUUUGGUAUUUGGAUUGUUGCGUGGCCAUUUCAGGGCUGCUGUUCUGUUCGCUGCCGGCUGUAAAUGAUUUAAUUUAUACAUUAAAGUAUUUUUGGUAACUCUGGUCUUCAGCUGCUGUUUGCUGCCAGUUUAUUGGUUGGCUGCUUUGUUGAGUCAUCACAGGUGUUGAAGGUAAGCAUCAUCUGAUUGGACGACUGAAGGCUCAUGAGGCGUCUCUGAGGAUCCGGUCGGCUUUUUUCUUUGGGUUUUCUUCAAUAAACGAGUCUAAAAAGUU